Molecule: messenger RNA, 2391 nt
Organism: Oryzias melastigma (Indian medaka)
Lineage: Eukaryota; Metazoa; Chordata; Actinopteri; Beloniformes; Adrianichthyidae
Product: cytochrome P450 2K1
Exons: 9
Coding region: 704-2206 (500 amino acids)
Biological process (GO): xenobiotic metabolic process
Cellular component (GO): cytoplasm; intracellular membrane-bounded organelle
Molecular function (GO): iron ion binding; heme binding; oxidoreductase activity, acting on paired donors, with incorporation or reduction of molecular oxygen, reduced flavin or flavoprotein as one donor, and incorporation of one atom of oxygen
Source: RefSeq, a predicted model, not a curated record
UCCCAUUCCAAUCAUGUAUUUUUUCUAUUUUAAAAGCCAGAGGUAUUUUAAUAAUGAUUAUGUAGUUUUUAGACAAAAACAAAAAAAUGUCAUUUGUGGGACAAAGUUUAUACAAUUUGACAAGGAUUCAUUACAAAUUUGCUUCUGAUUUUUGGGGAGGAAGUAAGCCUUCACUUCACAUCAUCCCUUUGUUCACUGGAUUCCCUCCCACUAGGUUGUACGAUCCCAAGCUAAUAUUGGAACAAAAGUGGUGAGAAAUAUUCAGCCAUAAUAGUUUUGAGGAAAAUGAAGACAGUUUGUGCAUAUCCGAAUAGAAAACAGCAGGAAGAUUAUGCCCCGCCCUUUUUUCCCCCUUAUUUUUUUCUGCUGCGUCUCUAGAUUUCAAAUGCAGUUUUUCAUCUGCUCCUGAUUCAUCACAAUUAGAAAUAGAAAUACUCAAUGCAGUCAGGUUGAGUCAUCUUUUGAGCUAAUAGGAAAAACUUGAAUGACAACAGAAAGUAAAACAAAACAAAAGGAAAAGCUCUUGCUUGUGUGCGCCAUUUUGUAAGAAUUGAGAAAAACAACAGGAAGAAAUAGAAAGUUGUGGGAGUGACAGCUCAUAAAUACUCCUUCAUCAUUCCGCAGAGGGUUUCAGCUGUCAGUUGACUCUCAUUGGGAUCAGCGUUCCUCUCUGCAGCACACUCUCCAUCGCGGCUGCAGGAAGAUGAUUCAAUACAUUUUUCGCUUCAUUCCUGCUUCAGUCUCACUGGUCUGGGUGAUAGUUAGUGUCUCUGUCCUUUUAUUUCUUUAUGUUCAGCUAAGCGUCUUGAGCAGGAGGGAGCCUCCAGGACCCAGACCUCUUCCUCUGCUCGGGAACCUGUUCCAGGUGGAUCUGAAGAGGCUCGACCAAAGUCUGUUUGAUCUGUCAAAAAAGUAUGGACCAGUCUUCCUGGUUAGUUUUGGCCCAAAGAAGGUGGUGGUCCUGGCGGGUUACCGGACAGUCAAGCAGGCUCUAGUAAACCAAGCAAAUGAGUUUGGAAACAGAGAAGUCACUCCCAUAUUUUAUGAUUUUAACAAGGAACAUGGCAUUUUGUUUGCCAACGGAGACUCAUGGAAAGAAAUGAGACGCUUUACGCUGUCAACACUAAGAGAUUUUGGCAUGGGAAAAAGCAUAAGUGAACAAAGAAUUAUUGAGGAAUGUGGCUGGUUGAUCGAAGAAUUUGACCAAUUUCAAGGUAAACCCUUUGACGACACCCAUACUAUCAGCUAUGCGGUAUCAAAUGUUUUAUCAGGUCUAAUGUUUGGAAAAAGAUUUGAAUACAGAGACCCUCUGUUACAAGCCAUUGUGAACAGAGACAAUGAGACCAUCUAUCUGACGGGAACAGCUUCAAUCCUGAUAUACAACAUGUUUCCAUGGAUGGGUCCUUGGCUGAAAAACUGGAAAGCUUUAAUGAAGAACAUGGAAGAUGGCAAGGCUGACUUAGGCAAAAUCAUCACCGAGUUGAAGGACACUCUUGAUUCUGACACAUGCAGAUGCUUUGUGGAUGUGUUUCUGACCCAGAAGCAAAAUCUGAAGGGAAACAACCACACCCACUACCAUGACGAUAAUCUGCUUUACACAGUGAUGAAUUUGUUUGCAGCUGGAACCGACACCACGGCAACAACAAUAAAUUGGUGUCUGCUAUUUAUGGCAAAAUAUCCACAUAUUCAAGAACGGGUCCAGGAAGAGCUGAACCAGGUGGUAGGAAGUCGGCAGGUGCGCAUAGAGGACAGAAAGAACCUGCCGUUCACGGACGCCGUCAUCCAUGAAUCCCAGAGACUCGCAAACAUCGCCCCGAUGGCCAUUCCUCACACAACAAGCAAAGAUGUCAUCUUUCAGGGCUACUUCAUCAAAAAGGGAACUACUGUCUUGCCUCUUCUUACAUCAGUCUUGUAUGAUGAGAGUGAAUGGGAGAGUCCUCGCACCUUUAACCCUUCUCAUUUUCUGGACAAAGAGGGCAAAUUCAUCAAGAGAGACGCCUUCAUGCCGUUUUCUGCAGGUCGAAGGGUGUGUCUAGGAGAAAGUUUGGCCAGAAUGGACAUCUUUCUGUUCUUCACCUCCCUGCUGCAGCACUUUAGUUUCACUCCCCCAGCAGGAAUUUCAGAGGAUGAGCUGGAUUUGACACCAGUCGUGGGAUUCACUCUGGCACCUCAGCCCCAAGGACUCUGUGCAGUCAGGCGGCAGUGACACGCAUAGAUUCAUCAUUUGAUGGCAAAAAAUAUAUAUUUUUUCCUCAUUUUAAAGUGUAUUUCAUGUUAUCACUUUUUUUUCAUAUAUAGGAAACAGUCUUUUAAAGUGUCACUACAUGGUAUUUUUUUUUCCUAAAUUAAUUUACUAUAUUGACAAAUUCUUGAAUACAGCAGUUAUGAAGU